CGCAGGAGAGCAGGAGACGCCGCUGCCGCCACAGAGACCGCACUCUAUCUGGCAACCAUGACAACCGAGGCAAGCGCACAGCAAGCCCGAGCUCUCUUCCAGCUCCAGUGAGGGGGCUAUGAACCUCGACGUCAGGUGGGGAGAAGGACGAAAACCGGGACGCACGGCAGGAAAAAAAACAUCUGACAGCAACCUCCUCAGCGAAGAAGGAUACUUCUCCAUUCCUCUCCCUUUUAACCCAGAGGAUUGCUGGAGGAUCUUUUUCCUUUCUUCUAUUCUUUUCUUUUAUAUCUGUUUCUUUUUUCAUUCUUCUCCUUGCCUCUGUGGUGGUGGAGAGGCGUGAAUGGCGCUGUGUCCACUGCUGACUGGAAGAGUGUGCUCCCCUCCUUGUAGGGGAGAGCUACGGAGAGCUUUUCCCAGGAGUCCUCCAACCUUGACACAGCAAUGGAGUCCCUGAGGUGGGCUUGAACCCCCCCCACCCCACCCCAUGUUCCCUUUCUGGAACAAACAAGCAGAACUACUGCUGCCAGAGUGGAGAACCAUCCUCAUCCUCCUCCAACUGGGUGAGGAGCCGAAGAGACGGAACUAUGUAAAGUAAACGGUACUGGCUUCCUGCGAUCCCUCGUAUGCUGGUGCCGCUCAGUCCCCAUGAACCCCAUGGCGCAGCUGUACUACAAGAAGGCGAGCUACUCGCCAUACCGUGACCGCAUCCCGCUGCAGGUGGUGCGCGCCGAGGCGGAGCUGUCAGCCGAGGAGCGCACCUACCUCACGGCCGUGGAGAAGGGCGACUACGCUGGUGUCAAGGUGGCCCUGGAGCAGGCCGACAUCUACUACAACAUCAACGUGAACUGCCUGGACCCUCUGGGGCGCAGUGCACUGCUCAUCGCCAUCGAGAACGAGAACCUGGAGGUGAUGGAGCUGUUGCUGAGUCACGGCGUGUACGUGGGUGAUGCACUGCUCUACGCUAUCCGCAAGGAGGUGGUGGGCGCCGUUGAGCUGCUGCUCUGCUACAGGAAACCCAGCGGCGAGAGGCAGAUGCCUUCUCUGAUGAUGGACACGCAGUUCUCCGAGUUCACCCCCGACAUCACGCCCAUCAUGCUGGCUGCCCAUACCAACAACUAUGAGAUCAUCAAGCUACUUGUCCAGCGCAGGGUCACCAUCCCACGGCCGCACCAGAUCCGCUGUGACUGCGUGGAGUGUGUCUCCAGCUCAGAGGUGGACAGCCUGCGGCACUCACGCUCCCGCCUCAACAUCUACAAGACCCUGGCCAGCCCAUCUCUCAUUGCUCUCUCCAGCGAGGACCCCAUCCUCACAGCGUUCCGGCUGGGUUGGGAGCUCAAGGAGCUCAGCAAGGUGGAGAACGAAUUCCGGCAGGAGUACGAGGAGCUGUCGCAGCAGUGCAAGCUAUUUGCCAAGGACCUGCUGGACCAGGCGCGCAGCUCGCGUGAGCUGGAGACCAUCCUCAAUCAUCGUGACGAUCACAGCGAGGAGCUGGACCCCCGCAAGUGCAGGGACCUGGCCAAGCUCAAGCUGGCUAUUAAGUACCACCAGAAGGAGUUUGUGGCUCAGCCCAACUGCCAGCAGCUCCUAGCCACGUUGUGGUAUGACGGAUUUCCCGGCUGGAGACGACGACACUGGGCAGUGAAGCUGGUCACGUGUUUCACCAUUGGCCUGCUGUUUCCCGUCUUCUCCAUCAUCUACCUGCUGGCACCGAAGAGCACACUUGGUCUCUUCAUUAAGAAGCCAUUCAUCAAAUUCAUCUGUCACACUGCCUCAUACCUUACCUUUCUCUUCUUCUUGCUACUGGCCUCUCAACACAUAGUGCAAACAGACCUGCAUGUACAAGGACCACCACCCACUAUCGUGGAGUGGAUGAUCCUACCUUGGGUCCUCGGCUUCAUUUGGGCUGAAAUCAAAGAGAUGUGGGAUGGAGGCUUUACAGAAUACGUCCAUGACUGGUGGAACCUCAUGGACUUUGCCAUGAACUCCCUCUACCUCGCCACCAUAUCCUUAAAAAUUGUGGCUUAUUUUAAGUACAACAGCUCACGUCCACGUGAGGAGUGGGAGAUGUGGCACCCGACGCUGAUCGCCGAGGCACUGUUUGCUGUGGCCAACAUCUUCAGUUCAUUGCGGCUCAUCUCACUGUUCACAGCCAACUCGCACCUGGGCCCUCUGCAGAUCUCGCUGGGCCGUAUGCUACUGGACAUCCUCAAGUUCCUCUUCAUCUACUGCCUGGUGCUUCUGGCCUUUGCUAAUGGCCUCAACCAGCUCUAUUUCUACUAUGAGACGGAGGCAGCCGACGAGCCCAACCACUGCAAGGGCAUCCGCUGUGAGAAGCAAAACAACGCCUUCUCCACGUUAUUCGAGACCCUCCAGUCUCUCUUCUGGUCUGUGUUCGGCCUACUCAACCUGUAUGUGACCAACGUGAAAGCCCGGCAUGAGUUUACCGAGUUCGUUGGUGCCACCAUGUUCGGCACGUACAACGUCAUCUCACUCGUGGUGCUGCUCAACAUGCUCAUCGCCAUGAUGAACAACUCCUACCAGCUCAUCGCGGACCAUGCUGACAUUGAAUGGAAAUUUGCUCGCACCAAGCUCUGGAUGAGCUACUUCGACGAGGGCGGGACACUGCCCCCGCCCUUCAACAUCGUGCCCAGCCCCAAGUCCGUGUGGUACUUGUGCGUGUGGAUCCAUGGCCGCCUCUGCUCCCAGGGUCCGCCAGAACCCAGUGAGCAGCAGAAGCACGAGAACCUCAAGGAGUUCACGGAGAGACAUGCUGACAACCUCAUUCAGAACCAGCACUAUCAGGAGGUGAUCCGGAAUCUAGUGAAACGCUAUGUGGCAGCCAUGAUCCGCAGAACCAAAACAGAUGAAGGGCUGACGGAAGAAAACUUCAAGGAACUCAAACAGGAUAUCUCCAGCUUCCGCUACGAGGUCCUGGACCUGCUGGGCAACCGUAAGCCAGCCCGGCGCACCACCUCAUCCAGCAGUGAGGCCACACAGCAGGAUGACGGGACGGAGACCGGGGAGGUGGAGGAGGAGGGCAGGACCAGCAUGGCGAAACGUGGAGCCAAGGCCCUCCGGCACAGCUCCGUCUCAUUCCUCCGGGCCAAUAGGAGCCUGGAGGGCCCGUUUGGUGUGGCAGCCCUGUUUCGCUCCAUGGCAGGGGCCGAGGAAGCAGCACUGGCUUCAGCCGCGUCCGAGGGGCGACCCAAGAGCAACGGCCUGCGGAAGAGCAGGUGGUCGCCAUCGUCGCUGGCCAGGGCUGGUCACCGGCUGCAGCGCUUCUCGCGCUCCAAGAAGGACUCGAUGCGGUGCCUGGGCUCGCUCUUCCACCGUAUGAAUGGCCACGUACCGGAGGUGCGCCCCAGGGGUCCUGCUGAGCGGCCUGACCAGCAAUGUCGGCGACAGGAGCCCGCCUACAGCAUCUCGGACGGAGUCCUGCGGCCACUGGAUCCCUGGCUGGACCCGCAGGACCGGAGAACAGGGAUUGGCACGCACCUGCAUGCAUUGGACAUGGCAGGGGGUCAGAGGGACCAGGGCCCCGCACAGGCUCUGUCACAGCAGGCCAAUGGCAGGGACAGCCUUGUGCUCAGGCCCCCCAGCCACCCCUCACUGCCUCCCCUGCACUGUGCUUCCAGCCUGACUGCCUCCAACUCCCGUCUACUCUCUUCAAACGACGAUCUCUGCCAGGGCUGGGUUGGACCCUGUGAUAGCCUGGCCUCCUCCUACUGGGAACAGGAAGAGUCUGUCACAACACAGCUCUAGAGUUCAAGAGCCUUUCAUUGGCUGUUCAAAUGUAGGCCAUGGUGACCAAGACAAUACUGCUGUGAACCUACUGGUCUAUACUGACCACAUAUUGCCAAUAGUGACAAUGGGCAACACUCAUACAUCGAGUAUAUUCAAUAUGCUUUUAUUACUGCAAACUAUAAUUAGCAAAUAAGUAGUCUUUCAAUACUUAGUACUCUAUCGGGAAUGUUAACAUUUAAGUUUUCUGCAAUAUGAGAGUGCAUUUUCAUUGAUACGAUGCAAUGCUGCUUUUUUAUUACACACAAGUACACAUUAAAUGGCAUAAAUUUUA
Messenger RNA from Electrophorus electricus (electric eel), 4078 nucleotides. RefSeq names its product transient receptor potential cation channel, subfamily C, member 5b (gene trpc5b). The record is from RefSeq and is a predicted model, not a curated record. Gene Ontology annotation, molecular function: store-operated calcium channel activity; inositol 1,4,5 trisphosphate binding; protein binding. Gene Ontology annotation, biological process: regulation of cytosolic calcium ion concentration; calcium ion transmembrane transport. Lineage: Eukaryota; Metazoa; Chordata; Actinopteri; Gymnotiformes; Gymnotidae. Gene Ontology annotation, cellular component: cation channel complex; plasma membrane.